AUGGCUGCGGCUGCGACCAACGGCGACUCUGCGACGGCCGCUCUCGACGCCAUCAAGCCCCCUCCCGGCGUCGUUCUACCUCCACGCGAGAUCCGCAACGUCCUCGAAAAGACCGCCGGCUACGUGGCGCGAAACGGCGCCGUCUUUGAGGAUCGCAUUCGCGACAAGGAAGCACAGAACCCCAAGUUCAGCUUUCUCAACGCAGCCGAUGCAUACAAUGCCUUCUACCAAUGGCGGCUGAACGAGGUCCGCGCCGGCCGCGGGACAUCCAUUGCCGCUGGUCGAGCGAACGAGUCGUCGACCCCAGUGCCGGAGAAACCGCAAGGGCCACCAAAACCUCCCGACUUUCAGUUCUCGGCGAGGAUGCCCAGGAUCAAUCAGAAGGACUUGGAUGUCAUCCGACUGACGGCGCUAUUCGUCGCCAAGAAUGGACGACAGUGGAUGACACAGCUGGCCCAGCGCGAGACGGGCAACCCGCAAUUUGCCUUUCUGAUACCGAACCACACCUUCCACAACUUCUUUCAGCACAUUGUCGACCAGUAUACGACGCUGCUGCGGGCAAGCGGACUAGGGGGCGAGGGAGGCAAGCUGCAGGACGAGCGCAUGGCCGAGCUGGAGCAGAACGUCGCGGACAAGUUCCACGUGCUGAACCGCGCGAAGCAACGAGCAGAAUACGCGAAACACGUCGAGGCGGAGAGGCGCAAGAAGGAGGAGGAAGAGCAGGAGGCCAAGGCCGAGUUUGCGAGGAUCGACUGGGGCGACUUUGUGGUGGUCGAGACGAUUGAUUUCACAGAUGCUGAUGAGAAUACCCAACUACCGCCGCCGACGUCGCUGUCUGACCUGCAAUACGCGUCGCUCGAGGACAGGAACAAGGCCUCCAUCUCCUCGAAUCUACGGCUGGAGGAGGCUUUCCCAGGCGAAGAGGACUCGAUGCACAACGGAUACCCAGCCGCACAGCAAACGCCCACCAGCUACGGGCAACAGCAAACGCAACAGCAGCCACAGGCGGGCUAUGCGCCGCAGAUGCCAGCGCCAGGGGCUUGGAACAAUUCGCCCCAGGCGAACCCACAGCAAGAAGAAGAGGAGCGGAGGAUACAGGAGCGCAUGGACGCACAAGCCCGCAUGCAUCAGGCCCAGUCCGAAGCCAGGAGUGGGCCGGGCGCGAUGAAGAUUCGAGAAAACUAUGUACCGCGAGCAGCGCAAAAGGCGGCGGCCAAGCAAACAGGCAUGGCGACGUGUCCCAACUGCAAGCAGCCCAUCCCGAUCGAUGAGCUGGAAGCCCACAUGAGGAUCGAACUCUUGGAUCCCAGCUGGAAGGAGCAGAAAGCCAAAGCCGAGUCCCGCUACGCGCACUCGCACGUGUCGCAUGCUGAUGUGGCCAACAACCUCAAACGCCUGGCCAGUCAACGAAGCGACGUAUUCGACCCUGUUACCGGGCAAGCGGUGUCCGAGGAUGAGUUGGCGCGGAGGAAGAGGGCUGCGCUGCAGAGCUACGACGGCAACCCCGAGGGGAAAAGCCAGCCGCAUGCCGGGCAGAUGCAGUCGUACAAUGUGGAGGAACAGAUCCGAAAGAUUCAUCAAAAGUUUGGCGAUAAGAAAUGA
Molecule: messenger RNA, 1602 nt
Organism: Emericellopsis atlantica
Lineage: Eukaryota; Fungi; Ascomycota; Sordariomycetes; Hypocreales; Bionectriaceae
Product: Pre-mRNA splicing factor PRP21 like protein-domain-containing protein
Exons: 2
Coding region: 1-1602 (533 amino acids)
Biological process (GO): regulation of alternative mRNA splicing, via spliceosome; mRNA cis splicing, via spliceosome
Cellular component (GO): U2-type prespliceosome; catalytic step 2 spliceosome; U2 snRNP
Molecular function (GO): RNA binding
Source: RefSeq, a predicted model, not a curated record